CCUACCUACAUAUAACGUGAGCCACCCAUAUGCCAUAUCAACACCUUCAUUCUCCAUUCUCUCACUCACACGACAACCAAGCAAGCUCGAAGUCUGCGAAGGACAGGAAAUUGGAGGAUCAAACUCCAUGGGAGCGGGGAUGAAGCGAGCAAGGAACGAAGAGGUAUUGUCGCUGGCGCUGGCACUGAGCACGGACUCAUCGACGUCGUCCACGACUUCAGCUGACUCAGCCGGGUCACCGGCCAAGAAAGCACGGAGACGCACGAGGGGCGCCGUGCUGGCGACGUCGGGUGAGGGGGAGUUCGUGUGCAAGACGUGCGGCCGAGCCUUCGCCUCGUUCCAGGCGCUCGGCGGGCACCGCACGAGCCACCUUCGGGGCCGCCACGAGCUGGACCUCGGCGUCGGCAUCGCCAGGGCCAUCAGCGAGCGGAGAAGACGGGAGAACAAGCAGCACGAGUGCAGCAUCUGCGGCAUGGGGUUCGAGAUGGGCCAAGCGCUCGGGGGUCACAUGAGGCGUCACCGCGAGGAGAUGGCUCUGCGCGGCCGCGGUGACGACGACGACCAGUUGGUGUGGCGCGGCGUCGCGCUACAGCCGGGUCAGGUGGUGACGGGGCACCAGGCCACUGCCAACCAGCCGCCCGUCUUGCUCAAGCUGUUCGUCUAGGUAGCUAGCUGGAAAGAAGAAAGACGAUACGCUUUUGUUUCUUUAAUGAUGCGUGGAGCACUUAUAAAUGUGUUUGAUUGGAAUGGGAUA
This is a messenger RNA of Triticum urartu, 754 nucleotides long. RefSeq lists its product as uncharacterized. Lineage: Eukaryota; Viridiplantae; Streptophyta; Magnoliopsida; Poales; Poaceae. The record is from RefSeq and is a predicted model, not a curated record.